UACACAAUGUGCCCCAUCCACAACGGGCCACACCAGAUGAACCGCCACGAUCAAAGGGGUUGGGCUAACAUGUACGAUAGGGAUUGAGGCAACACAUCGACUGAAGUUGAUCUCCAUAGUUUGAACUUUCCCGCGAAACUUCCACCAGCCCAGUCACAGUGGACAUAAGUUACGUGCGGUUUGUAGUAGUGGAUAUGAAAUUUCAAAUGCAAAGGCCAUUGUAUGAUAACUUUCUGAAGAGAUAUCACAAACAAACAACAAAGGUAAGGGUGCAUUGCAAUGGAAAGAUUAAUUACUUUCACAAACCCACACAAAAAUGAAAAGGGUAAAUUUCUCUUCAUUUUCUUUCAUAGAGACACUCGAUCAUAGGAUGCUAAAAACAGAUAAAUAGAGGUGCAUCCUUCCCUCUCUUGCUAUCUCCUCUCUUUACACAUAGCAAAGCUGCUGUUGUACUAAGAGAAGAAGCUCCCUAACAUGGCUACUAACGAACAUUCCUACUCUUCUUCUUCCCUUCAAGGGCCUUCAUCUUCUUCCCCCAUCCUGCAAGUACAACUUCCGCCCGGAUUCCAUUUCAUACCCCAUGACUGGCAGUUGAUAAUGCACUACCUCUUUUGCCGUACCCAUGAACUUGAGCCUCCAGAGGACAUAAACAUCCCUGAAAUAAAUAUUUAUGAUCACCUCCCUGAUGAUCUUAAACGCAACUUCUAUUAUGGCUUCGAAGGUGACAUGUAUUUCUACACUCGUAGGAAGUUCAUUGGAGAGCGGGUAGAACGCCUUGUAGCUGGCGGUCGUGGAUUUUGGAAGAAUACUGGCAAGGAUGACAAUAUAAAAAUUUCCAAGGACAUCGUCGGGAUUAAAAAGGCAUUUGCCUAUCGUGAGGAGAAUGGAAAACAUGCGACCGGUUGGCAGAUGCAGGAGUAUAGGCUUAAGAAUACGGAGGCAGACGACGUUGUUCUAUAUAAAAUUUACAAGAACUAACCGAAGCUCUCGUUCCGGAGGUAUACAAUCAAUGGAAGCAACCAGCCACAACAUGCAUAGCAAAUGCAAGCUUCGUUUGAGGACUCUUUCACUCCUAACUCCACUUGAGUAUAUAGGAUUUGGGUUUUAUAUAUGGAAGUUUCAUAUGAUAUCCAGAUGCAUUAUUUGAUUUCAUUCCUUGGAACUCUACUUAAGUGUAUAGGAUUUGGAUUUUAUAUAUGGAAGUAAUUUCAAAUGAUAUCCAGAUGCAUUAUUUGGUAUUA
Messenger RNA from Magnolia sinica, 1241 nucleotides. Its product is annotated as NAC domain-containing protein 30-like. Gene Ontology annotation, molecular function: DNA binding. Gene Ontology annotation, biological process: regulation of DNA-templated transcription. Lineage: Eukaryota; Viridiplantae; Streptophyta; Magnoliopsida; Magnoliales; Magnoliaceae. The record is from RefSeq and is a predicted model, not a curated record. The transcript is spliced from 3 exons. The coding region runs from base 475 to 978 and encodes 167 amino acids.